Messenger RNA from Rhagoletis pomonella (apple maggot), 2751 nucleotides. RefSeq names its product homeobox protein 5-like. The record is from RefSeq and is a predicted model, not a curated record. The coding region runs from base 1312 to 2751 and encodes 479 amino acids. Lineage: Eukaryota; Metazoa; Arthropoda; Insecta; Diptera; Tephritidae. The transcript has a single exon.
UCAAAUAAAAGUGUUUAAACCCCGCAGUGAAGUGAUAAAAGUAAGCAAUAACAAUUACAACAGCGCUGUGUCCAACAAUCAGAGAGAAUACAGUUAUAAAAUUGUGUUGUGAAAUUAGAAAAGAGGCAAACAAUUGUGUGGUGUCAAUUUUAAAACAACAAAUAGAUUAGGCAACUCCAUGACACACGAUCUAAACAGCUAUAAGAGUAACAAUUAAGUAAAACAAAGUUUUGCACGAACUACAUUAGCCUGAAAAAAAAAAUAACCAACAGUAAAAAGUUUACGAUCACACUAAUAAAUUAAUAAAUAAAAAUAUUCAAACAAAAUAAAUAAAUAACACAAACACUUAAAGGCCUCACUUUUGGAGAACCCAUCCUACCUCAACUGUUGGCGUAUGUAUGCGCGGAGAGUUUGUAGAGAAGAUCGAGUGAGCGGUAAAUAAGUGUAGAAAAAACCGGAAAGUCGACAAGGGCAGACGGCGAAGGUGAAAGCGGAAAGUGAAAUUGAAAAAGCGCAGCAAAGGCAAAGUAGAAAAGAGUAGCAAAUAUACAGAAAUAAUAACAACACGGCAGCAAUCGUGUGGAGAGCGACAAAUUGCGCAGUCGGUACUAACGUCAUAACGUUGGGCGAAACAAAAAAAAAACUAAAAAAUAAAUAAUAAAAGAUCGCCAGCGACAAAAGCGCCUAACUACUGGAAACUGUUCCGUCAGUAAUAAAACAACAACAGUAGUUUGUCAAGCAGCACGAACGAUAGGUGAGUGUGCAGUGAAUUGUGAAAAAGCCAACGACAGCACAGUUAAACGCCGGCAGCGCCGAAAGUUUUGUGAGUUUUUUUUUUUUUUUUUUUGGUAUUGCACAGUCGUAUAAUAGACGAAGUGAGAGUUUAACGCGUGUGUACGAGGUGCUGAAAAACAAACGGAAACACAAAGAUAGCAUAGAUUUCGAAAUUCGAUUUCACAAAUUCAAAGUUCCAUUUCGCAAAUUCGAGAUUCAUUAAAACACUAGACACAGUGCAAAGUGUGACACGUGGUGUCUAAAAAAAACUAACCAAUAUUAAGAUUUGGAAAUUUCGAAAAUAACUUCGAAUUUUCGAAAUUCAAAAACGUACGAUUUUAUAAAGUUUGAUCAAUAAAUUUGAGUUUGAAACAACCAAAAGAGCAACAACAACUCAGCCGCAACAACCCGGUAGACAACUAUAAAGAGCCAGUUAUUAGUGAGUGUGCGCGUGUGUGUGGUAUUGUGCUUGAGUGAGUUUCAACGACGACAACAACAACAACAACAACAACAACAAGAACCGCUGCAAAGCGCAUCAUGGUGAAUACCAACAACACAGCAACGUUGGCUACAACAAACUCAACGGCAUCGACAACAGCAACAACAGCAACAACAGCUGCAGCAAUAACAACAAAUAGCACAACAUUGACCAAGGCAAAACAGCAACGACAAACGGUGGGUGUUGUUGUAGCAGCCGGCACCACAACAUGGGGUUCUAUUAGCAUCGCACAGCAAAAGCAACAACAGGAGCAACUGUUGCAAGAGCAAAAACAAAAAGAACAACAGAAAGAGCAGCAACAACAGCAAACUGAAGAACAGCCGGAAAAUAUUGAUGCUAAGAAAAAGAACAAACACAAGAAUCCGAAAAAGAAUGGCGUUGACAACAAACAGAACAAUGACAAUAAAGCCAAUACCAGCGGUGUUGGUAACAAAAAACAAAAUAACAACAAAAACAAAGUGCCGGCUAGUAGUGUAUUAAAAACAAAAACAACCGCUGCGCAGUGCUUAAGUAGCGACACAGGCGAUGAUAAGGAAAACGCCUGCGUUACAUCCACGCAGGAGGAGAACUGCGAAGACACGAAAACGGCAACCAACGCCAAUAAAAAUGGUAAAAUAGCUAGCGACAAACAACAGCAGCAAACGAUUGGUCGCAAUAAGAAAAACAACAAUAAUAGUAAUAGUAACAAUAACAACGCCAAAGGUCAAAACAGCAAAACAUUCACGAAUAGCAACAAUAAGAGCCAGUGGAAGCGUAUUGAAAAGCGUAACAGCGUCAUAUUUAGCACCAAUCACCAUUACAGCAACUACAACAAUAGCAACAGCAACAGCAACAGCAGCUAUAGUAACAACAGCAAGCAUAACAAAUAUCGCUUGUCAAAUUCCAAUACGCCCAGCAUCCUCACCGAUGACGAUGAUGAUUAUCGCGAUGAAAUCGCCGCCGACAUGACAGACACCGAUUCGGUACGAUCUCAUGAUUGGCAAGGGAAGAACUGCCGUCGUCGACAACAACAACAACAACAGCAAGCGAACGGAAAAAAACUUACCGCCGGUGAAUUAUUAGCUGCCGCCCUAAUGGUGCCCUGUAAGAAGUGUAACAAAGUGAAAGCACCAAAUAUGGCAAUGCUCGGUAGUGCGCAUCAAUAUCGCAAAUCUAAAUCGUAUAUGGGCGGCGGCGGUGAAAGUGGCAAUGGGACGGGUAGUGCUUCGGCGGCCGAGAGUUGGCUAAAUUUGAGUGGUAGUGGAGGUAAAAAUAGCGCCAAUCAUCGCUAUCAGCGCUCGCACAGCGAUCGUCGCACUUCAUUCGAUCGCAUUUUUGCCGAACGUAAUAAGGAUUUUGUGCCAAUUGUACAGCCCGCACGUCCUGUACUCGCAUCGUCGAACAUCGAACGCGUUCUUACCGAUACCGAGAAGAUGGUUAUCAUCGAACGUUUGGGAAAGGGACGCGUGACAUAUCCCAUAAUGCAGGUGAGUGAAUGA